Molecule: messenger RNA, 1620 nt
Organism: Bradysia coprophila
Lineage: Eukaryota; Metazoa; Arthropoda; Insecta; Diptera; Sciaridae
Product: zinc finger Y-chromosomal protein 2-like
Biological process (GO): regulation of gene expression
Cellular component (GO): nucleus
Source: RefSeq, a predicted model, not a curated record
GCAGAGACGGUAGAGGUAAACGAAAUUUUGACAGAUAAGCAACAACAUAAACAAGAAAAUUAAUCGGUGCCAUCGAUGAUGAUAGAUUAAAAAGAUUUUCGAAAGAAGUACAUUAGCAUCACCUCAACAUGGAAUGUCAAUAUGAUCCGCUGUUGGGUCCAAAUCCAACCAGUCAAAAAUUUGGUGAAAUACGUGGCAAUUACAUGGGUGUACUUUCCUAUCACUGUGUAAUAUGUCCAAUUGAAGAAAUGAAUCACGACGAGUUUCUCGUCCAUUACAUGAUACAUUUUCGAGAUUUAUUUCACAUCAAAGAAGAAGCACCAGAAGAUGUGCCAGAAUCAAAUUUCAGAAUUGCUCAAGUCCCUGAAAUCGAAGAAAUUAAAAUAGAAAUUCCACAAGCCAACAGUUUCGUUUCCAGUGAAAUGAAACCAGAACCAAGAGAUGCUGAAGAUAGUUGGUCGAAUGAAGAUGAGGUGGACCAUUCAAUGGAUCGUUCAUUGGAUGAGGUUGAUCGUUCUACAGCGAAGAGGCGAGGCAGACCAAAGAAUUCUGUAAAAUUUACCGAGCCGAAGGAAUGUGGAAUUUGUGGUGAAAAGUUUGAGCUCAGGCACACAUUUAAGGAACACAUUCGGAUCCACCAGUGUGGUCCUACUCCCAAAGUGUUUCAAUGCGACAUUUGCGGACGCAAGGCGUCGAAAUUUAAGUAUCUCAUCGACCAUUUUCGCUACAAACACACCAGCAAGAUAAAGUGUGAAAUUUGCCAAAAGAUGAUACGGAAGAACUACCGGAUUGCUCACCUUAAGCGGCACAAUGACGAACGAAAUUUUAAGUGUAUGAUAUGCAACAAGGCUUUUGUUAUGGCCGGAGAUCUCACAGCGCACUUAAAACUUCAUUCGACAGCCGCGACCAAGAAUCCUAGUUCCAAGAAAUUCGUCGAGCCACAAACGUGCAGUGUGUGCGGACAAAAAUUCAUCGGAAUCAGUGCCUACGAACGACACAUUCAGAGCCACGGUACAACGGCAUCGUUAUACGAAUGUGAUAUUUGUGGCCGCCGGGUAAAAGAAAAGAAAAACCUGCUGAGCCACAUGCUGUUCCGUCAUUCGGGCAUGCCGAAAGCGAAGGCGACAUGCAACAUUUGUGGUAAAACAUUCAAUCGAAAAUAUCUGAAUCUGCACGUACAGAAACACAACGUCACGAAUCAAAAGCCAAGUCACAUCUGUCCCAUUUGUGGUAAGACAUUUUUGGUCAGUGCUGAUUUGUCAGCGCACAUACGACAGCACAAUCGGACAACAGAAGCUGCACCGUGUUCUAUAUGUGGAAAAACAUUUGCAUCGGCUGCAUCGCUAGCCGAUCAUAACCGGGUGCAUUCCGGUGAAAGACCGUUUCCUUGUCCAAUUUGUGGUUCAAAAUUCCGUACCAGAAGUAUGCUGUACGUCCAUCGAACUAUCCAUUUAACGGAAAAAAAUUUCGCCUGUGAUAUAUGCCAUAUGCGAUUCAAAAAUCCCGCCUACGUGAAGACGCACAAGAGGAAGGUCCACGAAAAGAACAAGGUGCCCAAAAAUAGUUUGUCAGUAAAUGCUUCGACGUUUUCGUUGAAAUAAAUGUAAACUGGGGAACAUC